UGUGCGGGGGGGCUGGUAGUGCAGGGAAAGAGAGCCAAGCGCCACUCGAUCCAAGAGUGUCUCAGCCAUCAUGUGGGGCAGGCUUCGGAGCGACCUGACAAAGGCUCUUGUGUCAGAGUUCAGAACCUGGGCGAAGCUGGAAACCAUGCAGAGGGUGAUGCAGGAGCUGCCACGCGUCUAUGUAACCAGGCAGGUACCCCCAGAUGGAAUGAAGAUCCUGAAGCAGUCUGGCAUGUGCCACAUUGAACAGUGGGACUCUGAUGACCCAGUUCCUCGUCAGGAGCUUUUGAAACAGGUUUCUGGAAUUGAUGGUCUAUUAUGUGUGCUAACAGAAAAAAUUGAUGCUGAGCUUUUAGAUGCAGCAGGACCAAAGCUCAAAGUGGUCAGCACUAUGUCAGUGGGAUAUGAUCAUCUGUCCUUGGAUGAAUUAAGGAAAAGGGGGAUUCGUGUUGGAUACACCCCUGAUGUGCUGACCAAUGCUGUGGCUGAACUGACCAUUUCUCUGCUGCUAGCCACAUCUCGUCGGAUUGUUGAGGCUGCUGACGAAGCAAAAAAUGGUGGAUGGGGCACCUGGAGGACAAUGUGGCUAUGUGGCUAUGAGCUGCCACACAGUACAGUGGGCAUUCUGGGCCUAGGCAGAAUUGGCGUGGCCAUCGCUGAACGUCUGAAACCCUUUGGAGUACAAAAGUUCAUCUACACAGAUGUUGGCCCCAGACCUGAGCUGGCAAAUAAAAUAGAAGCAGAAUAUGUUCCACUGGACGUGCUGGCAAAAGAAUCAGACUUCCUUAUUGUGUGUUGUGCUUUGACAGCCGAGACUCAAGAAAUCUGCAAUUCCUCAAUGUUUUCCAAAAUGAAGAAUACAGCAAUAUUUAUCAACACCAGCAGAGGUGGUGUUGUAAACCAGGACGAUUUGUACAAGGCUCUUUCCAGUGGUCAAAUAGCAGGAGCUGGACUAGAUGUUACUGUUCCUGAGCCACUACCCACAAGCCAUCCUCUGUUUAAACUGAAGAACUGCACUAUACUUCCCCAUAUUGCCAGUGCCACCUAUUCAACUCGAAAUGCCAUGUCUGCCUUAGCAGCUAACAACCUGCUUGCAGCCCUGAAAGAUGAAGCCAUGCCUAAGGAGCUGAAAUUAUGAUUUCCUAAAGAAGUCAGCCGAGCAGCAGUUUUUCUGUGAUACUAUAAAGCUGGAAAUGAUGUUCCUUAAUCUUAGAAGCCCUAUGAAUAACAGUGAUGUCUGGAAGAGACUUCUGCAAAUGUACAAUCUGAAAUACUGUUCCAACUUAAAUAUAAUGUAGUGGAAAGAGAGGAUCCACUUGAGAACAGAAGUGUAAAGGAGUUUUCAACAAUAGUACAGUAAAACAGUAUACGUUUUGCGCCCCCAAAACCUAUGAGUACUUUUUUUUUAAAAAUAAGUAGCAUUUCAGAAUGUAUAGCAUUUGUCUUAUUUUGUAAGAGGCUCAAUUCACUCUUAUUACAUACAUUGCACUAUUCAGCCCAGCAUGCUAUAGUACAGUAAUUACAAAUAAAGUGCAAUGUAGGCACAAAUCAUUGCAUUAAUACAAAGAGAACUGUAAUGCAAUACAAAAUGUGUGUGUGUUUAUAUAUUAUAUGCACACACAGACACACACACACACACACAAAAAAGGGUUCUUUAAAGUCCAAAUUCCAGUUUUUCUAGAAUCAAAACAAUUAUUUCCCCAUCCUUUGACUUGCUCCAAUUUUGAGGCAAGUGUUUAUUUAACCAAAACGUAUGCAACUCUGUUUGUUUCAAAAUUUAUUUCAUAGGCAAUUGAUCUAAAAAUCAGAAAAAGAUACAAAGUGGAUAACUUUUGUGCAAUAGUUUUGUUAUAUUUAAUUCCCAGAAAUAUCUAUAAAAAUUCUAACUGUAACUCUCAAUUGAACUGCCAUUUUUUGCUGUUCAUUCAAUGUGAAAUGACAUUUGUGGAAUAACCAUGACAAAAUCAAUUUAAUCAUUUAAGAUGUACACUUAAUUGCUGAGUAGUAUUAUUAUUAAAGUAACAUACAUUUUACACAAUGUAAUAAUGACAAAAAUGUACAACACGAGUUUUAAAGCUUUAUUGGGUUUUCUCUUUUAUCAUGAAAAAAACGACUCCCUAAAUCUUUUUAUAUUGUAUUAAUACAGUAGAAAACACAGUAAAAAUGGCACCUCUCUGCAACAUGGCUAGAAUCAGGAUAUAUUUCAAUCAAAUAAUAACCUCAACACAUCACUCAAGCUGCUGCCACCCCACCUUUGUUCAAGGCAUAUAUCUAGAACAUGCACUGUAAGAUGGUUACUUAUGUAAACCUCCCUGUAAAAUAAAAGCCUCAAAAAUGGCCAUCAAAUAACCUUUCACACACAUAGACAUACAGUAUGCUAAUCUUCUGCUCUGUUUUCUGCAGACUCUUAUUUGUCGGGAUGGAGCACACACCCAGACUCAAGCCUAUAUGACAGCUGUGCUUGAUAAUUAGCAUAUUACUAGAUAAUUAAAAGAUAAUAAUGAGGAAGAAGACAGGCAGAAUGUUUCUUCCCUGGUUCCUGUGAUGUUAAUGAGAAAUAAGGUAACCAUAUAAAAGUGGAAAAAGGUAGACAUUACUGUAUUGAUGAUACACUGUAUGUUAAAGGAAGCCUACUGACCACCUUAUCUAGUUUACUGAACAGCAAAUUAUGUCAAAAUAUUGAGAAAAGGAAGAGCUGGUUAACAUCUUGCUGAGAAAUUCACAAAAUGGCAUUAAAUGUUGUACUGUUGCUAAUUAAAUGUCACUGACUUAUUUUUAUACUUAUGUUGUUGAAGCAAUUUUAAAAUAUAUUCUAAAUUAAGCACAAUAAACUGUUUUAUUAAAUA
Messenger RNA from Polypterus senegalus (gray bichir), 2846 nucleotides. RefSeq names its product glyoxylate reductase/hydroxypyruvate reductase-like. Gene Ontology annotation, cellular component: cytosol. NCBI's taxonomy places the organism in Eukaryota, Metazoa, Chordata, Cladistia, Polypteriformes, Polypteridae. The transcript is spliced from 9 exons. Gene Ontology annotation, molecular function: hydroxypyruvate reductase (NADH) activity; glyoxylate reductase (NADPH) activity; hydroxypyruvate reductase [NAD(P)H] activity. The coding region runs from base 71 to 1138 and encodes 355 amino acids. The record is from RefSeq and is a predicted model, not a curated record.